This is a messenger RNA of Chiroxiphia lanceolata (lance-tailed manakin), 727 nucleotides long. RefSeq names its product chromosome 24 C1orf232 homolog (gene C24H1orf232). Bases 191 to 727 code for a protein of 178 amino acids. NCBI's taxonomy places the organism in Eukaryota, Metazoa, Chordata, Aves, Passeriformes, Pipridae. The transcript has 4 exons. The record is from RefSeq and is a predicted model, not a curated record.
AGGAGGGUUUGGGGGUGACCGGAGCAGGAGCCCCCGCGCUGCCCCCGGCUCAGCGCGGGCUCAGAUUCCUUUUGUGCAUUGGAAGUGGCCGCUGAAACUUUAAUGAAGCCACCGGAUCGCCACUCGGUUCCCCCCCCUCUGCCCCGCCGCCCGUGGCUCCGCCGGCUCCGGCCCCGCCGAACCCCUCACCAUGGCCCAGGGCUUCUGGCGGCUCUACAAGGCCAAAGUGCUGCAGACCCUCGGGGGGCCCCGGGCGGACGGGGCGCUGCAGGACGAGGUGAGGGGGACCCCCCCCGAGCUGAUGGAGACGGCCGAGACCCCCGCGCUGAUGGAGGAGGGGCCCAGCCCCGUGUCCCAGCUGGCGAGGAAGGUGCAGGGGGUGGGUGCCCGGAGCUGGAGGACGCUCUCGUCCCUCUUCACCCGCGAGGACGAGCACCAGCUGCUCAGCCCAGAGCCCUGCGCAGACCACCCACUGGCUGCUGAGCCACCCGAGCUGCCCCAGUCUGAGAAGGCACCUGGAUUUUGGGAUCUCUUUGCUACCAAAUGGCAGCAGGCGGCAGGGCCAGACAAGGGGGUGCCCCCCCUGGAGCCAGAUGAGAGCCCCGGGGAGCCCCCGGGCGAGGAUGGCAGCGACCUGCGGGAGCCGGAGGAAGGGGCCUUCCACUGGGGCUUCCUGGCCGGCAAACUGGCUGAAAUCCGGAAUAAAAGUGCCCCCAAGGGCAACUAG